AUGUGGAGCACCAGAGGCAUGAGGAACUGGAUUGAAUUCAUUGCUCGAGGAGUCCUUUUCUUGGCAACAGACCAUGGUGAGAUGCAGGAUGCAUACAACUAUGGUGCCGACGCAUCCGACCAUCGUGUGACGACACAUCCGACACAUCCGACUAUCGUGUGA
Molecule: messenger RNA, 162 nt
Organism: Lindgomyces ingoldianus
Lineage: Eukaryota; Fungi; Ascomycota; Dothideomycetes; Pleosporales; Lindgomycetaceae
Exons: 3
Coding region: 1-162 (53 amino acids)
Source: RefSeq, a predicted model, not a curated record